AUGUCAAAAGGAAUCCUACUUGGUGAUAAAUUUCCGGAUUUCCAAGCCGAGACCAGUGAAAGCUUCAUUUCGAGUUUCCAUGACUGGAUUGGUAAAGAUAGUUGGGCAAUAUUGUUUUCUCAUCCACGAGAUUUCACUCCAGUUUGCACCACGGAGCUUGCUAGGCUAGUUCAACUAGAGCCGGAAUUCAAGAAACGGAAUGUAAAACUGAUUGGUUUAAGUUGUGAUUCGGUACAGUCGCACCGUAAAUGGGCUGAUGAUAUCAUCGAACUGUGCAGAAUGAAGUCUGGGGAUAGUAAUACCUGCUGUUCAGGGAAUAAACUGCCGUUUCCGAUAAUAGCGGAUGAUAAUCGUUCUCUAGCCAGUAAACUGGGAAUGAUGGAUCCGGAUGAGUGUGAUGAAAAGGGCGCUGCGCUAACAGCACGUUGUUUGUUCAUAAUUGGGCCUGAGAAAACGUUGAAACUUUCUAUCCUAUAUCCUGCAACAACGGGACGAAAUUUCGAUGAAAUAUUGCGCGUUGUUGAUUCGCUUCAGCUUACGGCAACUAAAUUAGUAGCGACACCAGUCGAUUGGCAGAAUGGUGAUGAUUGUGUCGUGGUGCCAACGAUUAAUGACAAUGAAGCAAAAAAAUUGUUUGGUGAAAAGAUAAAUACUGUUGAGCUGCCAUCUGGAAAACGUUAUCUUCGCAUGGUUGAGCAUCCAAAAUGA
Brugia malayi is the source of this 708-nucleotide messenger RNA. RefSeq lists its product as uncharacterized. Gene Ontology annotation, molecular function: peroxiredoxin activity. The coding region runs from base 1 to 708 and encodes 235 amino acids. Lineage: Eukaryota; Metazoa; Nematoda; Chromadorea; Rhabditida; Onchocercidae. Gene Ontology annotation, biological process: cellular oxidant detoxification; cell redox homeostasis. The transcript has 6 exons. Gene Ontology annotation, cellular component: cytosol; mitochondrion. The record is from RefSeq and is a predicted model, not a curated record.